AUGACAACAGCAGCUCGGCCAACUUUUGAACCUGCUAGAGGCGGGAGAGGAAAAGGAGAAGGUGAUUUGAGCCAACUCUCAAAGCAGUAUUCAAGUAGAGACCUACCCUCUCAUACAAAGAUAAAAUAUAGACAGACCACUCAGGAUGCCCCUGAAGAGGUUCGGAACCGUGACUUCCGAAGAGAAUUAGAAGAGAGAGAGAGAGUUGCUGCAAGAGAAAAGAAUAGAGAUCGUCCAACUCGAGAACAUACAACCUCCUCUUCGGUGUCAAAGAAGCCUCGGCUAGACCAGAUUCCUGCUGCCAACCUCGAUGCAGAUGACCCUCUAACAGAUGAGGAAGAUGAAGAUGAAGAUUUUGAAGAAGAGAGUGAUGACGAUGAUACUGCAGCUCUUCUUGCAGAACUAGAAAAAAUUAAAAAAGAAAGAGCCGAAGAGCAAGCCAGGAAGGAACAAGAACAAAAAGCUGAAGAAGAAAGGAUUCGUAUGGAAAACAUUCUGAGUGGAAACCCUCUCCUUAAUCUCACUGGCCCAUCCCAGCCUCAGGCCAACUUCAAAGUUAAAAGAAGGUGGGAUGAUGAUGUUGUUUUCAAGAACUGUGCAAAAGGUGUGGAUGACCAGAAGAAAGACAAAAGAUUUGUUAAUGAUACGCUGCGAUCUGAAUUUCACAAAAAGUUCAUGGAGAAAUAUAUUAAAUAG
This is a messenger RNA of Pipistrellus nathusii (Nathusius's pipistrelle), 696 nucleotides long. Lineage: Eukaryota; Metazoa; Chordata; Mammalia; Chiroptera; Vespertilionidae. The record is from the annotation of a GenBank genome assembly.